Molecule: messenger RNA, 3567 nt
Organism: Lathyrus oleraceus (garden pea)
Lineage: Eukaryota; Viridiplantae; Streptophyta; Magnoliopsida; Fabales; Fabaceae
Product: putative pentatricopeptide repeat-containing protein At3g11460, mitochondrial
Exons: 1
Coding region: 215-2116 (633 amino acids)
Biological process (GO): RNA modification
Molecular function (GO): zinc ion binding; RNA binding; protein binding
Source: RefSeq, a predicted model, not a curated record
UACAUCUGUCACGAAGAACUCUUCUAUGGCUAACUUGACAAGUUCAGGGUUAUUUUAGUCAUUUUGAUAAUUUAAAAAACAGACAAAGGGUCUGUCAUAAAAACUAACGUGGGGGUGUAACUAUUAAAUAUCCAACUAAGAUGUUACAACAGAGGUCAGGAAGACUGCAGAUGAACAUGAACUGAAUGGGUUGUCUAACAGUUAACCUGAACAGAUGAGCAUUGAGCACCGCCGUCACUUCACAGUGCCGCCACCUGACACCGGCGAGUCAAAACACAACCCAACGACGACAUGGAACUGUUACCUAAGAGAGUUAUCAAAGCAAAAAAAAUACCAAGAAGCACUAACCGUAUACCGUCACAUGCUCCGUUCAUCAUUCUUCCCCAACACAUUCACCUUCCCAGUCCUCCUCAAAUCAUGCGCACUCCUCUCUCUCCCCCUCACCGGAUCCCAGCUCCACUCCCACAUCAUCAAAACCGGGUCACAGCCCGACCCGUACACCCGCUCUUCUCUCAUCAACAUGUACUCCAAAUCAUCUCUCCCUCACCUCGCUCGUAAAGUCUUCGACGAAGAAUCCAUAAACCUCACCAUCUCUUACAACGCCAUGGUUUCCGGAUAUUCUUCUAACUCCAUGAUCUUAGAAGCCGUUAACCUCUUCCGCAAAAUGCGGCGAGAAGUUAGCUUUUCGGUUAAUUCAGUUACAAUGCUCGGUUUAGUUUCGGGUUUCACGCUCCCUAGUCACUUAAAACUUGGUGCGUGCUUACACGCUUGUGGAUUUAAGUUCGGUUUUGAGUCUGAUUUAUCAGUUGCUAAUAGUUUUUUGACAAUGUAUGUUAAGUGUGGCGAAGUGGAACAAGCGCGCCAACUGUUUGAUGAAAUUCCUGUGAAGGAUUUGAUAACGUGGAACGCUAUGAUUUCUGGUUAUGCGCAAAACGGUCAUGCUCGACGUGUUUUGGAGCUUUAUUUUGAGAUGAAGAAGAUGGGUGGGGUGAAUCCUGAUCCUGUUACGCUUCUUGGUGUUUUGUGUUCUUGUGCGAACCUUGGUGCACAAGGAAUUGGUCGUGAGGUGGAAAAGAAGAUUGAGCAACUUGGAUUUCGGUCGAAUUCUUUUUUAACGAAUGCGUUGAUUAACAUGUAUGCUCGGUGUGGGAAUUUGGUUCGUGCUCGGGAGGUUUUUGAUUGUAUGGAUGAUAGGAACAAGAGUGUUGUGUCUUGGACUGCAAUUAUUGGCGGGUAUGGGAUUCAUGGAGAAGGUGAGAUUGCAGUGGAGCUUUUCGAUGCAAUGGUUAGGUCAGGUGUGAGGCCUGAUAGAACGGUUUUCGUGAGCGUUCUUUCGGCUUGUAGUCAUGCUGGAUUGACUGAGAAAGGAUUGAAGUAUUUUGAUGAGAUGGUGAGGAAGCAUGGUUUGCAGCCUGGUCCUGAGCAUUAUUCUUGCUUGGUUGAUCUUUUGGGUAGGGCUGGUAGAUUGAAGGAAGCGAUGGAUCUCAUAGAUUCGAUGAAGGUGAAACCGGAUGGUGCUGUUUGGGGAGCACUUCUUGGUGCUUGCAAGAUUCAUAGAAAUGUAGAACUAGCAGAAGUGGCUUUUCAACAUGUCAUUGAGCUUGAACCUACAAAUAUAGGUUACUAUGUUUUGCUGUCAAAUGUGUACUCUGAUGCUAAGAACUUAGAUGGGGUUUUGAAAGUUAGAAUCAUGAUGAGGGAUCGAAAGCUUAGAAAGGAUCCUGGGUGUAGCUAUGUGGAAUAUAAAGGAAAAAUGCAUCUUUUUUACUCUGGAGAUAAGAGUCAUCCCCGGAUUAAGGAAAUAUAUAGAAUGCUGGAUGAAUUGGAAAGUCUUGUGAAGGAGAUUCAUCAACCGGAUCACAAGUGUCAGGGAAAGACUGAAGAACCGUUAAUUGGUGCUGGGGUGCACAGUGAAAAAUUAGCACUUGCUUUUGGUCUCUUGAACACUAAGCCUGGAACAGAUAUUACUGUCAUGAAGAACCUGAGAGUGUGUGUGGAUUGUCAUGUGUUUUUUAAGUUGGUCAGUAAGAUUGUCAAUCGCCAAUUUAUUGUUAGAGAUGCCACUCGCUUUCACCGUUUCAAGAAUGGGGUCUGUUCUUGCAAGGACUACUGGUAAUAUCAUUGCGGCGGGACACACUACUUAUGAAACUCUGAUUUAUAUUUUGAUGGACAACAAUGAUGUGCCACCCCACCCACAUAGUUGAUUGUAGCUGUUGAUAAGAGAAAGGGGUUGUGUUUGUUGGAUUUAUUUAUCCAACGUCACCCAUGCGAUUCGAUGGGCUUGAAAUCCCAACCCAUGGCGCCUAUGAUGUGUUAGGCGCAGCCCAUUGAGCGCUCUUUGCUAUAAGGAAAUAUAGUUGCGUUUGUGCCCUCACUAAAAGCAAUUGUUUUUAGCGUAGUGGUAGACGCUUGAUCCAAAAAUGUUGAGAAAGUCUCGAGAAUAUAAGUAACUCAGCCCUUUUGAGACAAAUGUUUGAAUACUCUCAAAAUGGGAAAGGAAAAGUGCAAUUAUAAUUUAUAACACAGGAUUUGCAAUUUUUGCUGAAAGGUGCAUGGAUCCCAUUCAUCAUUUGCUGACAUAGAAUAUAGUGCAACAAUGCUUGUGUCUGUAGAAGUUGGUUAUGAUACUCUCGAAAAACAGGAUUCAGUUUGUGGAAAUUCUUGAGGGAGAAAAUUCAUUCUCAUUAGUGUUCAUUCCCAUCCAAAUCAUUCCUUUGUAAGUAUCUUCCAAAGGAGAGGGUGAGGAACCUUUCUUCCUUUACACUCCACAAGUUUCCCCAGUCCCUUCCCCAACCUCCUUAAUUGUGCUGGUACCUGCAGUAUUUCUUCUGAUUUUCUUCACCCCACAAAUAAUUUAACCAAACCAAUUGAUUUUGAAAAGAAAUAACUGGCUGUAGCUUAUAGAUGAGACUUAAGACUGCUUAGUAGUACUACUACUACCAAGUAUAUCAUGGCACAGCAAAGGAAGUAAUUGGCUUUGGUAAGCUUGCAAGAAAUAGUUGUCUGCAUACUAUUUUUUCAGUCAGCAGUGACUAUUUUUUGUUUAGCCAUUUUAUGACAUUCUUACACAUAUUUAAUCCAAGUGAUAGAUAUAGGUAGUUAGGAACCAAAAGUAUUACCCAUUUCUUAUGGUUGGGCGGGUUGAGAAAUGAGAAGGGACAAUUUUUCAAUGCAGGCCAAAAUUUUGCAGUAAAGCAUACUAAUUUAUUGCACGGAUUCUUAUAGGCCUUGAGAGUUGAUGUCUAUAGACUUUUUAGCCACUAAUAUAAAAAUGUUUUUACUACUGGUUGUGAAGUUACAUGUUUGAAGUUAACUAGGGUAUCUCGUUCUAAUUUCUCUUGUAGUACAUCCUAAGUUCCUAACAGUAUUUGUUAAUCCAUUGAGACCAUGAUCGGAUGUUGUGUUGUGUUAAAUGCCAUUUCUACUCUAGUUGAACUUUUAUUUAGAGAAAAAAAAAAUACCUUCAUUUUAUGAAACAGGUUUUAAGAUUCAUGUACCUCCAUUUCAAGGUUUUAAUCCUUGUAUUUGAAUUAAGCUCUAAACAAAGAUUUUAGGUCUUUUUUUUUA